Trichoplusia ni (cabbage looper) is the source of this 2136-nucleotide messenger RNA. RefSeq names its product sodium-coupled monocarboxylate transporter 2-like. Lineage: Eukaryota; Metazoa; Arthropoda; Insecta; Lepidoptera; Noctuidae. Gene Ontology annotation, molecular function: symporter activity. The record is from RefSeq and is a predicted model, not a curated record. Gene Ontology annotation, cellular component: membrane. The transcript has 13 exons. The coding region runs from base 272 to 1981 and encodes 569 amino acids. Gene Ontology annotation, biological process: transmembrane transport; sodium ion transport.
UCAAAGAUAUUACUACAAUAUCCUUUGAAGGUCCACUGAGGUCUAUUUCAGCGGAGCGUAGGAAAUGGUCAAUUGUGACGAAAAUAGCCCCCAGUCAAGGAAAAUAGCCGGCGACAAUUGUAAAAUUGCUUUUGUAUUCAUUUACACUUUGACACGAGACGUGUUGAAACAACUCGCUUAGAUUUAAUAUUUUCACUUCAGGAUAAAUUACUUAGUAUCUAAGAAUUGUGGGAAAGUGUUAAAGAAGUCUUAUUUUAAGGAGUUUUGUAGAAUGUCUGAUGAAAAGUUACACGUUUCGGCAGUGAGGCAGUCGUUACAGCAUUUCGCUUGGUUUGAUUAUAUAUUGUUUGUUUUCAUGCUGACAAUAUGUGGUGGUAUCGGUGUUUACUUUGGUUUUGUCAAGAAACAGAGUUCGACACAGGAUUAUUUGAUGGGUGGCAGGAAUAUGAAGGUCCUGCCUGUUUGUUUCUCGUUAGUUGCAAGUUUUAUCUCAGGAAUAUCUCUGCUUGGCACGCCAACAGAGUUAUAUAUUUAUGGAACAUCCUACGUAUUCGCCUUAGUCGGUGCUUUAAUGAUGUCUAUAAUAGUUUCGUAUACGUUCCUACCCAUAUUACAUCAACUUAACCUUACAUCAGCUUAUGAAUACCUGGAGCUUCGUUAUGACAAGCGAUUACGGGUUUUUGGGUCCGUAAUAUUUAGCGUAUAUUUAUUGGCGUGGCUGCCUAUUGUGGUAUACGUUCCAGCUUUAGCGUUCAAUCAAGUGACCGGUAUCAACAUUCACAUAACGACGCCAAUACUUUGCUUCGUCUGCAUAUUUUAUACGUCUUUGGGAGGCUUAAAAGCGGUAGUAUGGACUGAUGUGAUUCAAACAAUAGUGAUGAUCGGAGCAAUGUUAUUAGUUAUAGUAAAAGGGACCAUAAAUGUCGGCGGCUUUACAGAAGUUAUUAAAAAAAAUUGGAAUACAGGACGACUGGAAUUUCCACCUUUCAAAUUAGACUUAACAGAAAGACAUUCAGUAUGGUCGGUAUCCAUCGGCGCAACAUUCUACUGGAUUGGCAACAUAGCUGUAAACCAAUCUAUGAUGCAAAGAUUUCUUUCGUUACCAGAAUUGAAAUCAUCAAAGAAGACUCUCUGGGGUUUUCUCUUCGGCGUAGUUUUCAUUGUGUUCAUCUGUGGCUACAGUGGUUUAGUGGCGUUCGCAAGAUACCAUGACUGCGACCCACUGGAUUCCAAGCUAGCAUUGGCUAAAGACCAGCUUCUUCCAUUACUGGUGAUGGACAUACUUGGGGAUUGGCACGGCAUGCCUGGGAUCUUUGUGGCUGGGGUGUUUAGCGCUGCUCUAAGCUCCCUCUCGACUGGUUUAAAUUCCAUGGCUGCAGUUGUUUUAGAAGAUUUUUGGAAGCCAUUUUUUAGGAAGUUAUCGCACAGGCAAACACAAAUAUUAGUCCGAGGUGUAGUGGUUGUGCUUGGAGCAAUUUGCGUAGCUUUAGUAUACGUAGUGGAAAGGCUGGGUUCAGUUCUGCAGUUAACAAUGAGUCUGUCAUCAGCAUCAAUGGGAGCCUUGUCUGGGGUGUUCCUCAUGGGAAUGUUUUUGCCCUUUAUCGAUUCUACGAGUGCGUUAACAGGAGGUGUCUUCGGUUUAACAUCAGCUUGGUGGAUUGCUGCUCAAUCCCAACUUGCACAAGCAAACGGGAUGCUAAAGUUUGAGGAGAAACCAAGAUUCACAAGCAAUUGUACUUAUACAUUCGAUGAAAUAGUGCGAAACGUUGAUGAUGCUGAAAGUGAGGUGCCUUACCUUUAUCGGAUCUCAUACCUAUGGUUCACUGGAUUUGGAUGUAUGGUCACAAUCAGUAUCGCUUGCAUAGUGAGCUUAAGGAAAUCGGUGAAACUUCACCAAGAUCAUCGUUUGUUUGCUCCGUUUGUACGAAGAUGGCUGGAGAAGGAAAAGAUAAAUGAUGUUUAUAUGAAGAGUGUUAAAUAAAAAUAUUGGGAAAUAUGUUUUGAAAGAAUAAUAAAGAUUGGAAUAAGAAGCAAGAAGUGUUUAGAACGAAUUUUGAAACAGUUGUAAUAAGAUUGAAAAAUAUAUUAUAAUAAUGAAGCUGUUGUUUUGAUUAUUACUUAAAUUAAAAAAUAUUU